Molecule: messenger RNA, 1290 nt
Organism: Chara braunii
Lineage: Eukaryota; Viridiplantae; Streptophyta; Charophyceae; Charales; Characeae
Source: the annotation of a GenBank genome assembly
CUAGGGGUGCAUUUUUUUCUUGUCUACGGAGGGUAGGCCGCGCGCCCCCAUAAGCACCGUUGCAGACCAGUCUUCAGAACGUCGUUCGCAUCGGAGGGCGUCUCAGCUCACACUCAAUCCAGCGUUUUUUCUUGAUUUAUGCGUGUCAUCCUUGCGCAGGGGUCAUCAUUUUGCUAAUUACCCUUCUCCGUAUCGUUCCAACUUCAACGGAUGCCACGAAGGACCAGUCCAGCUUUGCAGCGACUGAUUGGCGCAGAAGGCAACCAAUAUAUUGGAUAUUAAGGCAAUAAUAUAUUAUUGUUGUUAUCCAUAUUAUCCUAUUAGUACUAUAACAUCCAAAAAUUAUAACAUUUUAGCGAUUGGAUAAGGCAAUUUAUUCAUUGGCAAAAAAAAAAAAAAAAAAGAAGGCUCCAAGAUUCGAUCAUGGCAUGGUUGACGAAAUCUUAUCCAGUCUGCUGCACGACGGCCGCGUCGGGAUCGGGAUCUCUUCUGCCGGGGACCAGCGGCAGCACCUGUUCGAACCCCCCUCCUCCUAAUCUGCCGCAUGGACACCACCGAAUGACCGCGAGUCGCGGCGUCGCGGCAGGGAUCUCGGUCAGGUCGUCUUGCUCACCCUCGUCACUAAGCUAUCCCGACGGAGAAGCAAUGAUUGCCUCCGCCGCCUCUGAUCGCAUGCAUUCUCUCUCUGCUCCACGGCUAUGGCGUUCGUCGUCCUCAGCCUUUCCUUCGUGCUGUCGUCUUGCGGAGACUGAUAAUUGCUCCUUGGCUUCGCGAAGGGCCACUCUGAGAGGACGACGGGGAGGAGGAGUAGGAGGCGGAGGAGGAGGAGGAGGAGGAGGAGGAGGCGAAAGAAGGGGGGUUGAUUCUGUAAUUCCCGCCGCCGCCGCAGAGACGGGGGGGGGAGGGGCAGGUGACUCUGCUCCUACUGAUGGGGAGGAGGGGGGGAACUUGGUAGCACAAGAAACCAUGAGGGCAAUUGCGAAACCGGUUCUGAAAAAGGGGGACAUCGUCAGAGUGGAUAAGGAACUUUAUCUGAAGAGCGUCGAAUUCAAGGCCGUCGAUCAUCCGCCCAAUUUCACUGGGCUGGAUUACAUCUACGAGGACAGGGGGGAGGUGCUCGACAUCCGGGAGUUCGAGGCGGGGGAGUACUGCUUGCUAGCGUGGGCCGGCAUCCCGACUGCGCCGGCGUGGCUGCCGACUUACAUGCUCAUCAAAGCGGAGAGGCUGUCGUACGUUCGCGACUAAAUGAAUGGAGAUCAGCUUCAAAAAAAAUGAAAAUGAUGAAAAUGA